GCGAACUCUGAAUUGGAUUAAAGUUAUUUUAUGUAUGAAAAGACAUAUCAUACAAAGACCCGUGAAAUCGACCCCUGCUGGAUUCUAAAACUAUUAUUAAUGGUUGAGAAAAAGGUCUUUGCCCGGGAGUGGGAACACGAUUAUAUGAUGGUAAUACAGAUUUAUUUGAUUUUCUUAUCUUGUUGUUUUUCCGAACUGGAAGACCUAGGCCCGCAGCUGUUGACUACAAUGUCUACAGCCUUGUUGCGCAUAUGCGAGGAGAUCAAAUAUCAGGAAGAUAAAUCAGGACCUCUUCCUUGCGAAUGCAAAACCAGAACAAGAAAAGUUAUUUCAGUCUUGGACUUCGUACCGAUGAUUUUUGGACUACUUAUAAUUACAAAGAAAAAAUUCAAAAUUCUACCGUCCAGGCACAGUAACCUGGGUCUGCUCGUACGGGUCCAACUGGUAUUAUUACAACUGAUUUGCUUGAUUUCGCUGAGCACUCAGGCUGGAGACGACGACGGGCGGCUAGAGGGAUGGCUGGCGCUGGAGCCAGACCGUGCCGUACCCGUUCCCGCGGAGCAGGACGCACCCGCUCAAGCGCCGCCACAGCCCGUCGACGACGACGACGACUCUGACGAUCACCAUGAAGAACAUGUAAUAGUGCGACAGGUAGCGGCUGCGAACUACGACAUCGAUGACGCCGACGACGAAGGUGGUGAUCAGGAUGAUCUACAAAACCGAAAUGUAGGGAUGGGCUUUCACCACGGCCCUGGCGCUGUAAAUCGGCGUCUAGAGGUAGAAGUCUGGAACAUGCUGGUUAGAGGAUUAGAGGCUUAUCGUUUCGGUAUACCAAUCAUUCUAGUACCAACGCUGACGAAUGGCCACCGGCUGCCACCAAUCUGUACUCAUCAUAGGAGAACGUACCGCCCUAGUAAUGACUUUGUUCGACAAAGGGUACGACUUACUAGUACGUCUUCAGAUAGCUCCGAUAGCGAAAGUGGAACGGAAAUGGUUACGAAUAAUAAGUGGAAGAACAAUAAGCAACGGCAGCACGACUCCGAUAGUGACGAUACAAGCAGCGAAAGUUCGCAAAGCGAUAGUAGUACUAGCACGUGUAGCAAUAGUACGGUACAUCGGGGUCGUGAGAGUUCUAGUUCAUCAAGCGGCUCAUCCAGUGCCUGUGAUGGCUCUGACACGGAAGAUCAUUCAUCGUCAAGUAGUUCAUGUUCGGGACCUAGUAAUGUACCUAAUGUUGAAAAUAAUCAAAUUGCUCUUGCUGAACGUAAUGACCCCAAACCUGAGGUGAUCGAGGAAGACCCGAAUCUGGAUAUUCGCGAUGUCGAGGACUUACCCGCUGACGAAGACUUACCUGUAAAUCCAUCAUCUGAUUAUAAUGAAAUUGAAUUGCGAAUAGCUGAGAACAUCGAAAAUGAACGCCGUGAAAGGGAAUAUAUGAGACAGUGCCAGCAGAAAAAUCAACUGUCUGAUAGUGAGCCAUCCAGUGAUGAGGCACAUGGAAAUACUGUGAAGCAAGUUGAUUUGGAUGUACCUAUCAAUGAUGAUAAAAUUGGUCAGGUAAACCUAUCUGAUGAUGAUGCAUCUGAAGAAGACAUGUCUUGCGAUCGAACAAAUCAAAUGUCCGUCUGUGUUGAGCCCGAGAACAUUGAGCCACCUAAAGUUGAAUCGGCUGCUGCUGAACAAGGAAGCGGCGUGGUCAACGCUUUUGCCAUCGUUAUUGAGGAACCCGAGACCAUUAUAUAUGCGGCUGUUACUACUGAACAAGCUAAUGGGAACCUGACUGGGAAUGCGGCGGAGAAUGCGAACCCCGAUCCUUUCCCGCCUCUCCCCUCUCCCAGCAGGGGCGGGCCGAACUGCGUUAUGAUCCUGAGGCCUUUGAUACGCAUUAACUACAGAAACUUUUAUUAAACAUUAUAUAUUAAGCCAGGUUGGAACAGGAUACAUGAGGUUUAAUAUACAUAUAUAACUGCUGACUGUACUUCUCAUCUUACGAAGAAUAAGUUUUAUCAAUUUUAAUCCUGGGGACUAUACUACCUGAUGGUUUGUAGCGUAAUUGGUCCACCCAUUAUUUUAAGCCAGACUUAGUAAUUAAUAAAUGUUUCUUGUCUUUUUCGAUAACCUAACAUUUUAAUGAUCAACUCUUGUAGUACCUAAGUAAAGGUUAUGUAUGUCAGGAAAAAACUUCAAAAAUUGUUCUAGUCAAUAAUUCUUCAUAACGUAAUAGCGCUCUUUUCUAAAUUUGACUAAACUACUCUAGUACGGUACGAUUUUUUUAAUAUGUAUUAAUGUCCAUUGGUCCCUACGGUAUAUCUACAAAGUCAAAUUAACGGAAAGUCCGUUGUAAAAUUUUCUUGAGACUAACUUUUUUUUUAAAUUUAGGAAUUAAAGACAUUAUCUCUAAUAUAUAAAAUUCCCG
This is a messenger RNA of Trichoplusia ni (cabbage looper), 2416 nucleotides long. Its product is annotated as clumping factor B-like. The transcript has 4 exons. The record is from RefSeq and is a predicted model, not a curated record. NCBI's taxonomy places the organism in Eukaryota, Metazoa, Arthropoda, Insecta, Lepidoptera, Noctuidae. Gene Ontology annotation, cellular component: nucleolus; nucleoplasm. Bases 31 to 1908 code for a protein of 625 amino acids.